UUCAUCUCUUCGGUCUGCCUGUGACACGCUGGAGUAACUCUGAUGUGUUUCUCUGCAUGUUUGGAUGGAAGAUUUCGCUCACAGUGGAUUUAUAAGCGCUGGAGGAGUAAAACUGGAGCCGUUCACCAUGUGUACCGCAGGACUUGUGUCCCGGUGUCUUCAUGAAGCCGCUGCUGGGACGUCUGCUUUCUGAGAUGGACGUGCCGAACCACGUGUGAAUGGAGAACCGAGCCGCUGCGAUCAUCAUGAACAUCAGCGCUAACGCCUCAGAUGUCCUGUUCACACACAGUCUAUGGGAAGUGGUGGCGAUCGCUAGCGUCUCCGCCGUGGUGAGCCUCGUGACCAUCAUCGGGAACGUUCUGGUGAUGCUGUCCUUCAAGGUGAACAGCCAGUUGAAGACGGUCAACAACUAUUACCUGCUUAGCCUAGCCUUUGCGGACCUCAUCAUCGGCGUGUUCUCCAUGAACCUGUACACCUCAUAUAUCCUCAUGGGCUACUGGGCUCUCGGAAGCCUAGCCUGUGAUUUAUGGCUAGCGUUGGAUUAUGUGGCUAGUAACGCCUCUGUGAUGAACCUACUGGUUAUAAGCUUCGAUCGCUACUUCUCCAUAACCAGACCGCUGACGUAUCGAGCCAAGCGCACGCCGAAGCGAGCGGCCAUCAUGAUCGGGUUAGCUUGGCUCGUGUCGUUCGUUCUCUGGGCGCCACCGAUCCUCUGCUGGCAGUAUUUUGUGGGAAAACGGACGGUUCCUGAACGGCAGUGUCAGAUCCAGUUCUUCUCCGAGCCUGUGAUUACUUUCGGGACGGCGAUAGCCGCUUUUUAUUUCCCUGUCUCCGUCAUGACUAUCCUUUACUGUCGGAUAUAUAAGGAAACCGAGAGACGCACUAAAGAUCUCGCCGAGCUUCAAGGCGUAAACUCUUCGCCGAACUCCAGUGGCGAGACUCAAACCGUUCGCUCGUGUUGCGGCUGCAAGCAUACGAGCGAAAGCACACAAAACUCCACUCCUAAAGCGGCCGAGUUCAACAGCUACGCCUCCUCCGAGGAAGAGGAGCGAUCCACGUCUCCCGGCGUCUUCCAGGCGUCCAAACGCAAAGCCGACGAGCAGAACUACUUCAGAACGAGUCCUACCCUGGGUUCGCGGAGCAAGAAGUGCGUCUCCUACAAGUUCAAACCGACCGUUCCACUAAAGAACACCAACGGAGACGCGAAACCCUCGUCUUUCUCAUCCGCCGAAUCCGUGAACGCACCUUCCUCCUCGUCUUCCUCCAAACCCAUCGACGCCACACUUAAAAGCCAGAUCACCAAGAGGAAGAGGAUGGUGCUGAUCAAAGAGAAGAAGGCGGCACAGACUCUGAGCGCCAUCUUGCUGGCCUUCAUCCUUACCUGGACGCCGUAUAACAUCAUGGUUCUGGUGUCCACCUUCUGCUCCGACUGCAUCCCGCUCUCGCUCUGGCAUCUGGGAUACUGGCUGUGUUACGUCAACAGCACCGUCAACCCCAUGUGUUACGCACUCUGCAACAAAACCUUCCAGAAGACCUUCCGCAUGUUGCUUCUGUGCCAGUGGAGGAAGAAGCGUGAGGAGGAGAAGCUGUACUGGUGCGGCCAGAACCCGGUGGCGGGCGGCAGACUCGCCUGAGACUCAACUGAGACACGCCUGAGACCUUCGGCAGACUCGCCUGAGACUCACCUGAGACACGCCUGAGACCUUCAGCAAACUCGGCUGAGACUCACCUGAGAGUCGGCUGAGACCUUCGGCAGACUCGCCUGAGAGUCGGCUGAGACCUUCAGAAGACUGUCCUAAGACUCAGCUGAGACUCGCCUGAGACCUUCGGCAGACUCGCCUGAGAGUCGCCUGAGACCUUCAGAAGACUGUCCUAAGACUCAGCUGAGACUCGCCUGAGACCUUCGGCAGACUCGCCUGAGAGUCGCCUGAGACCUUCAGAAGACUGUCCUAAGACUCACCUGAGACUCGCCUGAGACCUUCAGCAAACUCGGCUGAGACUCACCUGAGAGUCGGCUGAGACCUUCGGCAGACUCGCCUGAGAGUCGGCUGAGACCUUCAGAAGACUGUCCUAAGACUCAGCUGAGACUCGCCUGAGACCUUCGGCAGACUCGCCUGAGAGUCGCCUGAGACCUUCAGAAGACUGUCCUAAGACUCACCUGAGACUCGCCUGAGACCUUCGGCAGACUCACCUGAGACAUGCCUGAGACCUUCAGAAGACUGUCCUAAGACUCACCUGAGACUUGCCUGAGACCUUCGGCAGA
Molecule: messenger RNA, 2263 nt
Organism: Pimephales promelas (fathead minnow)
Lineage: Eukaryota; Metazoa; Chordata; Actinopteri; Cypriniformes; Leuciscidae
Gene: chrm5a
Product: cholinergic receptor, muscarinic 5a
Biological process (GO): G protein-coupled receptor signaling pathway, coupled to cyclic nucleotide second messenger; chemical synaptic transmission; adenylate cyclase-inhibiting G protein-coupled acetylcholine receptor signaling pathway
Cellular component (GO): synapse; dendrite; plasma membrane
Molecular function (GO): G protein-coupled acetylcholine receptor activity; G protein-coupled serotonin receptor activity
Source: RefSeq, a predicted model, not a curated record